Trematomus bernacchii (emerald rockcod) is the source of this 3132-nucleotide messenger RNA. RefSeq names its product podocalyxin-like. Gene Ontology annotation, biological process: cell migration; regulation of microvillus assembly; positive regulation of cell-cell adhesion mediated by integrin. The record is from RefSeq and is a predicted model, not a curated record. Lineage: Eukaryota; Metazoa; Chordata; Actinopteri; Perciformes; Nototheniidae. Gene Ontology annotation, cellular component: apical plasma membrane; microvillus membrane.
AGCAGCAGAGAGUCCACAGCGCUGGGAUUGGAGAGGACUGGCUCUGCCCCUGGUUCCUCACGAUAAGGGAGGCAGUGAACACACACACACACAGCUCUUUAACUCAGCAUCAGACCAGUGAGAGAGGGAGAGGGAGAGGGAGACACACACACUCACUAACACACACACUCUACCCCCAAAUCUCCAGCUCUGCUCAGAGAAAGAAGCAGCAGAGACACACACAAAAGCAUUCUUGGCUUUCAGUUUAAGGGAAGAAGAAAAAAGUUAACAAUACGCCUGGUGAGAUCUUUUUACUUGAGAUAGAAAUAGAAGGGGAAAGGCGUGACACGACUCAGACUCGUCGGGUUUAGUGAGGAUCGUUGGUGAGGAUCUCUACAUCAGGAGAAAAGUGGACAGAAACAGCAUGCGAGCAGCGAUGAGGAUCACGUGGCUGCUGCUUUCUCUCAGCUUCCUAUUCAACAGCGUCUGUUCAAAUAGCACUGCCACUUCUGUGACAAAGAAAACUCCUGUGACAUCGCCCGAGCCAACUACAGUUAAACCAUCUAAGACGGUGGCAACUCCUGCCAGUAAGACGGGCGGUACUGUUGGUGGCCCAACUGGAGCCACCAACCUCUGCGCAGGCACCAACGACUGUAAACCAACUACUGCAGCCAUUGUGACGCCUGUUACAUUCAAACCUACAGACAAGCCAACCCCCACCCCAACACAACCACCAGCACCAACCACUGUGGCCUCUACGACGAAGGAAGCCACCACCAUCGCAGCAAAUACCAUUAACACAGCAAAUACCACCACCCCAGCACAGACCACCACCCCAGCACAGACCACCACCCCAGCACAGACCACCACCCCAGCACAGACCCCCACCCUAGCAAAUACCAUCACCCCAGCACAGACCACCACCCCAGCACAGACCCCCACCCCAGCACAGACCCCCACCCCAGCACAGACCACCACCCCAGCACAGACCACCAUCUCAGCAGUAACUAAAGCCAGUAAAACCUCCGGGACUCCAGCUCCUGCUACUCCUUCCGAAAACUCGGGGACAACCGAGAUUGCAAAAGUCUCGACGAACUCCACGUCGACGGGGCAGCAGGCCACGACUCAGAGCACCUUCACCACCAGCGGCAAAGCCGGUGCUGGUAAACCUACAGUGACGACUACAAGCCAUGAAGGGACAUCAUCAUCAUCAUCAUCAUCAUCAUCAUCAUCAUCAUCAUCAUCAUCAUCAUCAUCAUCAUCAUCAAAGGCCACAGAUCUAGCAGGAAACACAGGCACCACCAGGGCCUCCUCCACCCUGACGGAGAACAUCCUGUCUACAGGAGUCACCACUGGGACUAUUGCUACAACCACAUCCCCGCAAACCACCAUCUCCACCAUCUCCACCACCUCCACCAUCUCCACCAUCUCCACCACCACCACCACGGCAGCAGCUCCAGCUAAUGUGUUUUCGUAUUCGCUAAACCAAGGGACACGAGGUAGAUUUAGCUUUAUUUUGAGUUUUCAAUCUGUUACAUGCAUCAGACUGUUUCUAUUCCCGCAAACAAUACAUGUGAUAAUAAACACAGUUCCUGCUCUGACUCUCUUCAGGCCUCUGCUAUUUUACCUUCAGAAACACAAGGAAAAAGAACUGGUGGAGGUGUGCAAGCGGCUGAUGGUGAACUUGAUAGAUGGAAACUGCACGCUGUCAUGGAAGUACCACAACAACAAAAGAUUACUGUUCGAUGUGGAGAUAUACGGCAAAGGUAAAGCCAAACUUGCAAACCAGUAAUAUGAAGAGAUCACCAAGAAACACAACAGAUAACAAACUCUGAUAGCCAUCCUGGCAUCCUGUGGAGCUCUGCUCAUCAUGAUCGUCAUCCUCGCCUGUUUGUGCGACAACCAUCGCAAGCCGUACAACGAGAACCAGCAGCACCUGACGGAGGAGUUGCACACGGUGGAGAACGGAUACCACGAUAACCCGACGCUGGAUGUGAUGGAGAUUCAUCCAGAGAUGCAGGAGAAGAAGAUGGCGCUGAACGGAGAGUUCAACGACAGCUGGAUCGUCCCCAUAGACAACAUGCUGAACAUCGCCGGCGAGGAGGACACUCACCUGUAGAGACGAAGGAACAAAAACAAAACUAUCCACACUUCCUGCUCCAUGCCGACCUUUUCCCUAAAUCCUGGGAAUGCUGUCCCUGUAGAGAAGACAUUUCUGUUCUGAAGACUGAAGAACAACCCAAUUGUAAUGAAGACCGUCUGUUAUAUAUUUUUUUACUGUAGUGAGCAAACAAAAAGGAUACAAAUCAAGCAUGACUGAAAUUGCACGCAGUGGCCUUCAAAACCUAUGUUUGAAUAAUCAAGUAAAUUAAUCACGGUUGUGCCUAAUCCGGAUAUUUAUAUAAAUAAGUGACUUUCUACAUCAUUACUCAUUCAGAAAAAGCUCCAAACUACAAGAGGAGUGUGCUUUCGUACACAUGCCACUGUAAAUAAAGUGUUUUAAUGUUAUUUUGAGAGGGAAUAAGAGUCAAGGAGAUGCUUAAGUUCAUCUCGAGAUACUACCAACUUAGAUAUAGAUGACUUCAGGAUACUGCAAGCAUCCUGGUAAAUUCCACUUAUGUGUUUGGCACUGGUGCACAAUCAUAAAGACAGAUGUCUAAAGGACACUACUUAUAGGGUUUAUAGAAGAAAUAAGACAAAUUGAGGGUUUUAUCCAAAAUGGCACAUAAGGUUAGUGUAUUUUUUUCCGUGAUAUGUGACCCUUGUGGGGAAUAAUUUGCCCUGCAUGUCCCUCCUUCGCCCCUCUGACGCAGCUGACCAGCUUGAGCAGCCGGUAUCUUCCAUAGGAGGGGCUGCCCUAGCAUUGAUGUUGCCAGUGAUGACCGGGCAACUCUCUGUCGGAGAUAGUUAUGGUUGUGGGACACAUCCUUCUCGGGGUGUAGAUGACCCCCCGAGCCAAUAAGUGACAACAACUGUGAUCAGUGUCCCAAGUUUCCCCCACAACCCUGACUUUUAAAGUGGACCUAUCAUGCUAUAUUUGAAUAAUAUAGUGUAGGACCAUACCUAUAUAAGGCAUAUUUUUUUUCAAAAUACCAAACAGAUCAUGCAUUUUAGCCAUGCCUCAUUUUGCUCAAUUUGACAUUUUUUUAGAUC